Messenger RNA from Perkinsus marinus ATCC 50983, 477 nucleotides. RefSeq lists its product as hypothetical. The record is from RefSeq and is a predicted model, not a curated record. Bases 1 to 477 code for a protein of 158 amino acids. The transcript is spliced from 2 exons. Lineage: Eukaryota; Perkinsozoa; Perkinsida; Perkinsidae.
AUGUGCAAGUUCGAACAUGUUGGUGAGAAACGUGGUGCUGUUCGGAGUAGAGUCGACCCUGCGGAGAUUCCGACGCCGCGACACCCGUUGAUCCAGAUAAUGGAAAGGUGCAAUCUGCCGGUAGUAGAGGAGGUACCCUUGGCUACGACCCCUAGUGUGAGUGGCAGUAAGCCUGAGGUCAGUGUGACACCACAGCCUACUGCUGUUGCACCUGCUACCGUGCCUGAUGUUAUCGACGUGUACCCUGCGAAAUUGAAAUUUGGAGAGAAGGAAAGGGUUGUUAGACUUGAAGGGCAUAUCACAAUCGGAGAGCUAUUGGCGAAGUAUGGUUCCAAGUCCAAUUUGAAUGUGUGCAAGGACACAGAUGGGGUCGAGUUAGAUCACGACUUAACGCUAUCCCAGGUUCGAGCUUUAGCGGGCUGCAAGGAUGCAUCGGAUCCCGUACAGUUGGAAUUGGCCGCUGAAGAAGAGUGGUAA